Messenger RNA from Telopea speciosissima, 3238 nucleotides. RefSeq names its product pentatricopeptide repeat-containing protein At1g18485. Gene Ontology annotation, molecular function: zinc ion binding; protein binding; RNA binding. Gene Ontology annotation, biological process: RNA modification. The record is from RefSeq and is a predicted model, not a curated record. Lineage: Eukaryota; Viridiplantae; Streptophyta; Magnoliopsida; Proteales; Proteaceae. The transcript has a single exon. Bases 34 to 3033 code for a protein of 999 amino acids.
AAAGAUAAGAUUAUUUUAUCCAUUGGCUCCGACAUGGCUCUGGUCGCGCCACCAAUCUCGGCCCAUCACCGCCACCAUCAACCACCGCUCUGCAGACCUUUCAAGAACACAGUCACGGGCCUCACGGUUACCUACGAUAAUUCUCUACAUUCCCUUUUCCCUCCUCCAAGAGCUUCUCUUUCUUUUUUAGUUUCAGCUGAAACCCAUCAGAGCCACUGUGACUCUCUAGCUACCACUCUACUCGAUACUUCAGACCAUCAAUCUUCCUUCUCUGAAGAGAUAAACAAGCUCUGCCAAUCCGGUAACCUCUACGUGGCUUUGCUUCUUCUGCAGAGAUACCACAACAAUGACACCAUCAACUUGCAACAGCGAGUUGACGGCAUUGGUGCUCUGUUACAGGCCUGCGGCCAACGGAAGGACAUGGAGAUUGGACGGAGAGUACACGAGAUGGUGCAGGCUACGAACCAAUUCAGAAAUCAUUUCGUUCUCAGUACCCGUCUCAUUACAAUGUACUCUAUGUGUGGGUAUCCGAAGAACUCUCGCUUCGUUUUCGAUCAAUCACGCCAGAGGAACUUGUUUCAGUGGAACGCGCUUAUCAGUGGUUACACGAGGAAUAUGCUCUGGGAUGAUGCAUUAGCCGUGUUCUGUGAAUUACUCUCAGUUACCAGUCUUAGACCUGAUAAUUUCACCUUUCCAUGCGUUCUCAAGGCUUGCGCUGGGCUUACAUGCUUGGGAUUGGGGCAGUCUGUCCAUGGCAUGGCAGUGAAGAUGGAGAUGAGUUCGGAUAUAUUUGUUGGCAAUGCUUUGAUUGCCAUGUAUGGUAGGUGUAGAGUUUUAGAAGAUGCGGUUAAAGUGUUUAGGAGUAUGUCUAUGAGGAGCUUGGUUUCUUGGAACACCGUGAUUUCUGUGUCUUCGGAAAAUGGGUUUUCAGGACAGAAUUUUAAUUUAUUAAGGGAGAUGAUGGUGUGUGAGGAGGAUUUGAGACCAGACGACGCAACACUUGUUACAAUAUUGCCUGUGUGUGCGGGGGAAGGAGAUGUAGAAAUGGGUAGGGUGGUUCAUGGCUUGGCUAUGAAAUUGGGCCUGAGUCAGGAAAUUACAGUGAACAAUGCCUUGAUUGACAUGUAUACCAAAUGUGGAUAUGUAGCUGAUGCAUUUAUCCUAUUUGAAAACAGCAAGCAAAGGAAUGUUGUUUCUUGGAAUGCCAUGAUUGCGGGAUAUUCUAGAGAAGGUGAUGUGUUUGGAACUUUUAAUCUUCUACGCCGAAUGCAAAUGGAAGAGGAGGUAGGGGCAACUAAAGCGGAUGUCAUCACAAUCUUGAAUGUGUUGCCAGCUUGUUUAGAGCAGUCAGAGCUCCGGAGCUUGAAGGAGCUUCAUGGCUAUGCAUUCAGAAAUGGGUUUCACUUUGAUGAUUUGGUGGCCAGUGCUCUCCUUGCUGCUUAUGCUAAAUGUGGGUCGCUUAGCUCUGCAAAUGAUGUCUUUUAUAGCCUGCUCACCAAAACGGUUAGUUCUUGGAAUGCAAUCAUUGGUGGGUAUGCACAGAAUGGAGAUCCAAGCAUGGCAAUUGAUUUAUUCCUCAAAAUGAUGCACUCAGGUCUGGAGCCCGACCGGUUUAGCAUUGGUAGUCUACUUUUAGCUUGUGCCAACAUGAAAUCUUUGAAGUAUGGCAAAACAAUUCAUGGUUUUAUCCUGCACAAUGGGUUUGAAACAGACCCAUAUAUUGGAAUUUCCCUAAUUUCACUUUACAUUCGAUGUGGAAGAACAUUGUCUGCACGUGCUUUGUUUGACAGGAUGGGGGAGAGAAAUCUAAUAGCUUGGAAUUCAAUGAUCAGUGGGUACUCACAGAAUGGGCACCCUGAUGAAGCCCUUGAUCUCUUUCGUCAGAUGCUGCAGGAAGGAACCCGUCCUUAUGAGAUUGCAAUAACAAGCAUUUUUGGGGCCUGUGCGCAGUUAUCAGCUUUGCGGCUUGGAAAAGAGAUCCAUUGUUUUGCUUUGAAAGAGGACCUCACUGCAGACCCUUAUGUUGGAAGUUCAAUUCUAGACAUGUAUGCAAAGAGCGGUUGCAUUGAUCAACCUCGUAAGGUGUUCGACAGACUAAGGGAGAAAGACGUGGUAUCAUGGACUGUUCAAAUCACAGGGUAUGGAAUAAAUGGAUGUGGAGAAGAGGCUAUAAACCUAUUUGAAAGGAUGCAGAGUGAAGGUUUGAAGCCUGAUGGGUACACAUAUGUUGGUAUCUUAAUGGCAUGUAGCCAUGCUGGGUUGGUUGAAAAGGGUCUGAUGUACUUCGUAGAGAUGCAGAGUGAGUAUAGAAUAGAGCCAAGAUUAGAGCAUUAUGCAUGUGCCGUGGACAUGCUAGGUCGGGCUGGACGCUUAGAUGAAGCCAUCAGACUGAUAGAGAGAAUGGACGAGGAACCAGAUGCUGGAAUUUGGGCUGCCUUGCUCAGUGCUUGUAGAAUUCAUGGUGAUGUGUCUCUGGGGAUGAAAAUUGCUGAUAAGUUGUUAGAGGUAGAACCUGACAAACCUGAAAACCAUAUCUUACUAUCAAAUUUGUUUGCUGGAUCAGGGAGGUGGGAUGAUGUGAGAAGGAUUAGAGGGAGGAUGAAGGACAUGGGCCUGCGGAAGGAUAUAGGAUGUAGUUGGAUUGAAGUCAAAGGGAAAGUUUACAGCUUCGUAGUAGGUGAUGAUGCACGCCCUGCAUCAGAGGAGAUACGCAAAAUGUGGAGAACAUUAGAAGAGAAGAUAGUUGGACUUGGAUAUGUACCUGAUACAAAUUCAGUGCUACAUGCAUUGAAUGAACAAGAAAAAGCCGAGGUAUUACGUGGGCAUAGUGAGAAGCUGGCGAUUUCUUUUGGGCUGUUGAAUACUCCCAAAGGUGCGACUGUGAGAGUCUGUAAGAACCUCCGCAUUUGUGUGGAUUGCCACAAUGCAGCCAAGUUGGUGUCUAAAGUGGUGAAGAGGGAUAUAAUUGUGAGAGAUAACAAAAGGUUCCACCAUUUCAGGGAUGGGUUGUGUUCCUGUGGAGACUACUGGUAGGUGAUUGAAGGGUGAAGAAGUUUCUCAUGUUUGAUGGUGGACAGUUAAAAUGCUCUAAAUGUAAAUUUCUUGCAAUGCUUGUAGGCUGGUCAAAUUUCUUUGCUGAAUUCAUCUUUCAUACCUCUAUAGUUGGGUUGUUGUUGUAUUCUUCACUUAAUAUGAAAAAUACUUAUUUAAAUGAGAGGGACUCUGUAUUAUAAUAUGC